Molecule: messenger RNA, 2888 nt
Organism: Capsicum annuum
Lineage: Eukaryota; Viridiplantae; Streptophyta; Magnoliopsida; Solanales; Solanaceae
Exons: 2
Coding region: 232-2646 (804 amino acids)
Source: RefSeq, a predicted model, not a curated record
UUUUUUCUCCUUUUUUUUUUUUUUUUUUUCUCUUUAGCAGCCAAUUUUGCUGAUUUUUAGGGUUUUUCGUCGAAUUAAUCAACACUCUAUAUACAUACAAUACAAGCGGUAGAAAGCAAUUUUUUUCGGUGGAAAGCAAUUCAACACCGAGUGAGUCUAUUCGGUUCAACAUUGUAGGAUUUGGAGAGUCAAAGAUAGUUCUUAUCCAUUAUGUUUAUGUGAAUUAACUUCAUGCGACAACUAGAUCAUCGAGUGUUUCUCCAUUUGCUGGUUAAAUCUGAAGGAGAAGAUAAAGUUUGCUUAUUUGCAGCCUGCCAAAGUUGUAGGCAAAUGGAAUGUAAUAAAGAUGAAGCUGUUAGGGCCAAAACAAUUGCUGAGCAGAAGUUAGCUGAGAAGGACAUUGCUGGAGCUCAAAAAUUUGCAUUGAAGGCUCAAAAUCUGUUUCCAGGCCUUGAUGGUCUCUCUCAGUUCCUGGAGGUAGUGGCUGUUUAUGUUGCUUAUGAGAAGAAAACUGAUGGUGAAGUGGAUAUUUACGGUGUCCUUUCUGUAGAGCCCUCAGCUGAUAAUGAAACAAUUAGGAAGAAUUACAGAAGGCUCGCUCUAGCCCUUCACCCUGACAAAAACAAAUCUGUUGGGGCAGAUGGAGCAUUUAAGAUAAUAUCUGAAGCAUGGAGUUUGUUGUCCGAUAGAAAGAAAAGAAUGAUGUAUGACAACAGGCAUGCUGCGAGGAAUGCAUCCAUGCAAGGCAACCAGCAUGGAUUUCAUAAUUUCUCCGUGCACCCAGCAAAUGCAAGAUGCUCAACUAACGUUAAUGUCCAGCCUGCCCCGGUGGCUCCCCAUCCAUCAAAACCUGAGACGUUCUGGACAUUUUGCUAUCAAUGCCAGAUACGGUAUGAAUACUUUAAGAUUCACCUAAACAAAAGUAUUAUGUGCCCCAGAUGCCACCGGCCUUUUUAUGCAAGGGAGGUAGGUGCUCCCGUGAAAAAUCAAGCUUCAUCUUUCCCAUGGUUUUCCCGCCAGCAGCAGCAAGGUACAAACUAUCCUGUUGCAAAUGAAUAUUCUGCUUCAGGUGUGAAGCUCCCUACAGCUUCAAAUUCAGUAGAAACUGGAUUUUCUGGCCCUGGCUCAACAUUUAGAGCAAACAUUCAGCAGGGUCAUGUUGUUAAUAAGAGAGCUACAAAUGGUGCGAGGCCCUAUGUCACUACAGCUAGGCAAGAUGCACAAAGCGGCCAGCCAGCUGGUGGAAUAUUGAAGAGACAUCGUGCUGAAGCUGCUUCUACUAGUUCAAAAGCUGAUAAGAUGAUAAAAAAGAGACGCGCAGCUGAGGUGAAGUCUAAAUUUCAAGGUAAAGGAAAGGUAAAUGAAUUGGCUGCAAAAGGUGGAUCUAGCAGCCAAGGAAACACACAUAGAAGUGAAAGUUUGAGGGCCAAACCUAAGAGUUCAGGGGAGUUAUCGGAUUUAGAAAUUCGCAGUAUGUUGGCGAAUAAGGCUAGGAUGGAGAUCAGCAAGAAGCUUAAAGAAUGGAGUACAACUGCUGCUUCUCGAACGUCAUCUAAGAAGGAAAAAGAAGUGGAAAAGAAGAAGCAAAGUAUUAAAAGUGAUCUGAGAAGGGAUAGAACUGCUCAUGCUGUUGCGGAGGAUUCCAAAAUAUCACGCGAGCAGGAAAAUUUGCCUGUCUUUAGUGCUCCUUCUGAUUUAGAGUCAGAAGCUAAGUCAAUGACUGUUCCCGAUCCGGAUUUCCAUAAUUUUGACAAGGAUAGAACGGAAAAAUCUUUUGAUGAUAAACAAGUAUGGGCUGCUUAUGACGAUGACGAUGGCAUGACGCGUUUUUAUGCUCUGAUUCACAAAGUGAUAUCUAGAAAGCCAUUUAGUGUGCAAUUGAGCUGGUUGAACUCCAGAAACAACUCUGAACUCGGCCCAAUAGAUUGGGUUGGUUCUGGCUUCCUCAAGACCAGUGGAAAUUUCAGGAUAGGCAGGCAUGAAACCAGUAAGACGCUCAAUUCUUUCUCCCACAAGGUCAAGUGGGUGAAAGGGGCGGGAGGUGUUAUCCAAAUUUUCCCCAGAAAGGGGGAUGUUUGGGCUCUGUACAGGCAUUGGUCUCCUAAAUGGAAUGAGCUUACUCCUGAUGAUAUUAUACACAAGUAUGAUAUGGUGGAAGUGCUUGCCGACUACACUGAGAAGGAAGGUGUCCCAGUUGCUCCAUUAGUCAAAGCAGCUGGCUUCACGUCAGUAUUCCGUCGGCAUUUGGACCCUACAUAUCUUCUCCGUAUUCCAAGAGAAGAGAUGUUUCGGUUCUCUCAUCAAGUCCCUUCAUAUUUGCUCACAGGUCAAGAAGCUCCAAAUGCUCCCACUGGUUGCUGGGAGCUGGAUCCUGCAGCCCUGCCCUCAGAACUUGUUAGAGUCAUGACAGAAGCUGAAAUAGAGGCACAUGAAAAAGUUUCAGAUACUUUAAACGUAGAGAGGACAUGUGGUGAAAGCAAAGAGAAGGAGAAGUCCGAUGUGGUUGGCAACAACAAUGUGACAAAGUGUGACGAGACUCACAGGGAUUCCAAGAGUGUUUUCAAACAACCCAUGGCGACAUAUUCAAGAAAGAAGAAGGAGAAGGCAGAAGCAGGUAUCAGUGAAUCCAAGGGAGAGACAAGCUAGGCUGCUACUGAAGGCUUCUAGCCAAUGAUCAAGUAAUUUCGGUGCUUUCAGUAGUUUCAGCUCCGAACCCCUUGUUUGUUUGCUAAUGAUAGAGUAGUGUAGAUAAAGAAGACAAGGAAUCCAGCACCCAAGUGAAUGUUUGUCUUUGGUUUUUUGUGCUUCUAUAGUUUUACCAGAUCAAGAAAGAGCAAUACUGUAAAGAAACCUGAUUCAUACUGUAUAAUUCAUGUCUUUUACUUAAA